Molecule: messenger RNA, 779 nt
Organism: Spizellomyces punctatus DAOM BR117
Lineage: Eukaryota; Fungi; Chytridiomycota; Chytridiomycetes; Spizellomycetales; Spizellomycetaceae
Exons: 8
Coding region: 65-658 (197 amino acids)
Biological process (GO): Rho protein signal transduction
Cellular component (GO): cytoplasm; membrane; cytosol
Molecular function (GO): protein binding; Rho GDP-dissociation inhibitor activity
Source: RefSeq, a predicted model, not a curated record
AGCCAGCGGCUUCCCCCAUCUUUCGCAACCUGCUGCGACUACUUUUACUAUCACGUUUUCAACAAUGGCAGACCACAAUGAAUCGUCAGAGGACCUUGCCCCUACCCAGACGGCAGGAUACAAACCGCCAGAAAAGAAAACUGUCGCGGAGCUCGCGCAACUAGAUGCACAAGAUGAAUCUUUGCGAAAGUGGAAAGAGAGUCUAGGUCUGAAAACUGAAGCGGCGGGUCCCGUCGAUGAUCCCCGCAAAGUCGUAGUUCUCUCCUUGGGGAUGGAAAGUCCAGGGCGGCCCGAUGUCAGCGUAGACCUCUCAACGGCUGACGCGAUCGCAAAGUUGAAAGACCAGCAGAUGACCAUAAAGGAAGGUGUCGAGUACCGACUCAAGGUCAAGUUCAAGGUGCAACACGAUGUCGUGUCCGGUUUGAAAUAUUUGCAUGUUGUUAAGCGCAAGGGAAUCAGAGUGGAUAAAAUGGAGGAGAUGCUGGGAUCCUACGGCCCCGCUGCUGAACCAUAUGAAAAGAAGUUCUUGACGGAAGAGGCUCCAAGUGGCAUGCUUGCCCGUGGGCACUACGAAGUAAAGAGCAAGUUUGUGGAUGACGAUGGCACAUCUCAUCUUGAAUGGUCAUGGUCUUUUGACAUUAAGAAAGAAUGGGAUUAAGAAUUUGUCCAAUGCAUCCCUACGUGCGAUCGAUAGUGCUCAGUUAGCCAUGUACACCAGAAAUGUAUCCUAUCGUUUAUAAAAUGACUGGCAUCACACCAUGACGAUGGCUUCGCAGGAG